AUGGUAGGAAAUGGGAGUAGCGCCGGCAGUUACUCCCGCUAUUCCAUGGCUCAGGACACAAUUCAACGCUACAGUAGUCAGAAUUCGUCUUCUGGAAUUUCUCCACACCAGAGAUUAUCAUCGUAUUCAUUGCACAGUAUAGCUGACGCAACUGUCUUCGGUCAAAUCGCAUCAGUGAUUUAUCCAUUCCGUUGUUGCAUCAAUGAUGUUCUCGAGAAAGACUUCCCGAGCGUUCUGGAGUACUGCGAGAGAAUCCGUGCUGAGAUCUACCCAAAUGAUUUUACCAUCUAA
Caenorhabditis briggsae is the source of this 291-nucleotide messenger RNA. The coding region runs from base 1 to 291 and encodes 96 amino acids. The transcript is spliced from 2 exons. The record is from RefSeq and is a predicted model, not a curated record. NCBI's taxonomy places the organism in Eukaryota, Metazoa, Nematoda, Chromadorea, Rhabditida, Rhabditidae.